UGUCCGCUGGACUGCCAUUUCAAAGGUGACAGCUGACCGGAAAGCAGCGUAGAGCGACAAAAAACGGAAACAUUUUUUCUGUUUAUUUUCUGAGGAAAAAACAUUGUGGGGGAUGAGGGUGUACCUGCUGGUCCUAUGUCUGGCUUUGCUGCAGCAGCAGGGAAGAGCCAGGCCGGACCCUCCGGCCUGCAACAGCCCUGAGGCAGUGAGAGUGGCAGAAGAGGCCCUGGAGCAGAUCAACCAGGACCGGACAAAUGGAUACAUCCUGUCCCUCAACAGACUGUAUGACGUCUCUCACACCCCUGAAAAAGAGAAAGAUAGGUUGCUCUACAAACUGACCAUUGAUGUCAUGGAGACCGUGUGCCACAUCACCAGCAGGAAACCAUGGAAACAGUGUGAAAUCAAAAAUAUUGGAAAUAUUCCAGUGUACGGAGAGUGCGAGGUAUCUGCCUACCUUGACACUCAAGUCAAACUUCAAAACUACUCCUGUGUACUUCGUAGAGUUUCUUCAAGGAGCGUUCUGGGCGUUUGCCCGGACUGUCCCACAGCUAGGGAUUUGAACCAUCCCGCUGUCAAGGAGACAGCCAAUCUCUCUCUGCAGAAGUUCAAUGAGGAGAGCCGUCUGGCCAACUACUUUACUCUGGAGAACAUCACAAAAGCCAGUGCACAGUGGGUGGUUGGUCCGUCCUACUUUGUGGAUUUCACCAUUGUGGAGACAGUGUGUUCAAAGGAAACAGAUGCCAGUGAGCUGAGCAGCUGCCCACCUAUGGACUGUCAGUUUGCUCAUAGAGGCUUCUGUGUGGGCUCACACAUGGAGCCUCAUGAUGAGUACAUAUCCAGACUCAAAGACAGCUCAUUACAGAAAAAGAAUUAUGCAAACGUGAAGUGUGACAUCUACGAACCUCAGGCUGCUGUUGCGGAGGAGCAGGCCCACGCAAAGGCAGACAGCGAGCACACUGAGCAUCAGCACCACAACCACACACACCUGCACCCCCAUGAGCACGUGCACUCAGUCACACCCGGAUCAGACCCCACUGUCUCCAAGCCGCGGGGUUCCCUGGGGACUGUGGUGGAGCAACCUGAAUCUCCCAGAUCUGCCCCAACAGCAAGCUCUUGCCCCGGGCCGAACAGGCACAAUCUGGGCAUAAACCACUUCAAUCAGUGACUGGCUGGACGCAGGGCUGCAUCUUUCACAGAAGACAAGAAAGUGUUACCUAGAAGUAACAACAUUAAUCCUUCUAAAUAAUUAGAUUACAUUGAUUGUUUAAUAAAACAUUUUCAAAGCUGGAA
Molecule: messenger RNA, 1290 nt
Organism: Seriola dumerili (greater amberjack)
Lineage: Eukaryota; Metazoa; Chordata; Actinopteri; Carangiformes; Carangidae
Product: fetuin-B-like
Exons: 8
Coding region: 113-1165 (350 amino acids)
Biological process (GO): negative regulation of endopeptidase activity
Cellular component (GO): extracellular region
Molecular function (GO): cysteine-type endopeptidase inhibitor activity
Source: RefSeq, a predicted model, not a curated record